AUGAUGGGCUAUAAUGGGCAUUCGUUUCAUCAACAACGCCCGCCCCAGCAAAAUGCUCAUCCGCAGCACCAACAGCAGCACCAUCUGCAGUCCCCGUCCAUGACUGCCGCGGCUGCUGCUCAUCCCCAUCAUGCUCCCGGCAUGGCCAGUAAUGGCGCCCUGUUUCGGGGUCAAUCGCAGGUGGAAUUGGCGGCGCAGUCCCCAGAUCUCCGCAAAAUGACCCCAUCCUCCACGGGCCCUGUAGUCGGCCUCCCCACGGGCGGCCAUUAUAGUCCGUUCUCCGGACAUUACCCGCCACAGGGCUCGUCCGAUCUGCUGUCUCGCAAUGCCGACUCCGUUGGCCAGCUGAAAGAUCCCUAUCUAUCCUUGCAAAGCCUGCAACGGAAUAUGAACCCCAUGGCCAAUUUCCGUACUCAUCCCACGAUGAAUGCGCAGGCUGCCAUGUCCCCGCAUGCGCAUGCGAUGGGUCUUGCUUCUCCCCAGCAGUCUUUCGACCGACUGCAACAGCAACAUCUUCAGCAUCGACAGACGCCGCACACGCAUCCCACGACGCAAACCUCUGCUGCGGCGUCGCCGAUGCUGACCACCGCCCAGCCUCAGCAUGCCUUCCCUCAGUCCGCGUAUCAACAGACACAACAAGCGUCGCCGUACCAGCAUACGCAGCAGCAAUCCCCUUACCAGCAAGCUCAAGCAUCGCCGUAUCAAGCGCAGCAGGCCCAGUAUCCGCAGGCCCAAUAUCCGCAGGCCCAGCAUCAGGCUUCUCCCUAUCAGGCCCAGGCUCAGCAGUCUCCUUACCAGCAACAUGCCCAUCAGACGUAUCAGCAGCAGCAGGCCCAGCAAGCUCAGCAGCAGGCCCAGCAACAAGCUCAGCAGAAAGCACAGCAGGCUCAACAACAAGCCCAGCAACAGGCCCAGCAGAAAGCUCAGCAAGCCCAGCAGCAGGCUCAGCAACAGGCGCAACAGCAGGCGCAACAGCAGGCUCAGCAGCAAGCAGCACAGCAGACCCAACAACCCGCUCAUACUCAGGCCCAGCAGCAGCAAGCCCAGCAAACAUACCAGCAACAACAGUCAAGGUUCCAGCAGCAGCAGGCUCAACGGUCGCCAUACCAGCCUCAACCACAGCAGCUUCAGUUCCAUCAUGCAUAUCAGCGCCAAUAUCAACAGCCACAAGCGCAAACACAGGUACAAGCUCAACAGCCGCAGCCGCAGUCGCAGCAACAACAGCACCCCAUUCUGCAGCAACAUCCCCAGCAACAGCACCAUCAUGCCUUGCACCAGUCCCAAGCACAGCAGCAUCCUUCUCUGUUGCAACAACAUCAAGUACAGCAGCAGCAACCAUCGCCUGCACAGGCAAAGGCACAACUUCAGCAGCAGUAUCAACCACAUACUUCUGCGUCCGCUAGCAUGUCUGGACCUGAGCUCCUUGCUCCAGCACAGGAGAAGCCUGAGAGUACUGGAACCAAGCAACGCAAGAAGCAGUCUAAGCCUUCUGCGUCCCCGGCUAUGCCCGCUACACAGGCUACACAGGUCAAUGGGCAAGCUCAAGCUGGAUAUCCGGCUCCUACUCCGGUCUCUGCUGCGGGCCCUACUCCCGCUCCCGCUCCAGUAUCUGGUGUUGGUUCAGGCCCCACUUUCACUCCUGCUGGUAUAUCUAGUGCAGUCCAGGGACCUGCUACCGCAGGGGCUGCUCCUACAGCUGGCGCUGCGCCAACAAAUACUGCCACGCCAACGCCGAAAAAGAGAGGUCGUCCAAGGAAGCCCGUUGUGCCAGGCGAAGAAAAGAAACCCAGGCCGAAAAAGCCAAAGAAGGCCCAGACGGUGACAACAACAGCACCCGAUGGCACAACGAUGGUGGUUCCAGCCCCCACAACUAAUGCUGAUGGUACACCUGCAGUUGCAGCUCCCGCUCCUGCGCCCGCACCACCACCGCAACCGAUUAUCGGUCCGGACGGGAAUCCUAUUCCCCAAAAGCGUCGUCGCGGGCGGCCUCGCAAGUCAGAACAAGGCAAUGUGCCUCCCAAGCCUAGACCGCCAAAGAAGCCUUCGUCCAAGCCGGGCACUGGUCGGCCCCGUGGACGGCCACGGAAGGCUGAUGUUGAAGCGCGAAAGGCUGCUGAAGCGGCGGCCGCCGCCGCUGCUGCAGGUGGACAGCCUCAGGCUGAUCAAAAUCAAGCUGGAGCCCAGAGCCAGGCGCUACAGCAGCCACAGCACUCACAGGUCCAACCCCAGUCUUCGGUACAAUCACAGGCGCAAAAUCAGCCCCAGCCCAAGCCGCAACCGGCACAGCCUUCACAACCAUACCAGUCAUUCCAUCAAUUCCAAGUCACUCCGCAGCAGCCUCAACAGAUGCACGGCCAAAUGGCAGGCCAGUCUAAGACGCAGUCUCACACAAAUCAGAUGCAUACGUCCAGCCAGGCCCAGUUUCAGGCACUCCAACAUCAGUUCCAAGCGCAACCUCAACCUCACACCAAUACCCAGGCCAACCAGCAACAGCAGGCGCAACCGCAGUCACAGUCCCGCUCCGGGCAAGCUGCGCAGCAGGCACAGGCACAAGCACAGCAGCCUAGACAAAUGCAGGCUCAGAAUCAAGCUCACACACCGGUUCAGCCUCAACCACGUCAAAUACAAACUCAGGCUCAGCCACAGCCUCAGGCCCGGUCAGUGCAGGCUCAACCCCAGCCCCAGGCUCAAGCGCAACCUCGUCAAAUGCAUCCUCAACCACAGACACAAGCGCAACAGCAGCCACAGCCACAGCCCCGUCAAAUGCCAAUCCCGGCCCAACCACAUGCAGCAAUGCAUCACCAACUGCAGCCUCAUCAGCUGCACGCCCAAGCGCAGGGUCAUCCUCACCCUCAUCAUCCUCAGGCUCACCCCCAUCCUCACGCCCAAUUUCAGCUACAUCCCCAUCUCCAUCCCCACGCACAACCGCAACAUCCUGAGCCAAUGACUCUGAAUCCGCCGCAGAAGCGCGGUGCGCCUGUGGACGACGACCCGCGCAAGCGGGCCUUCAUGAUGCCCCAGCAGAUGUGA
Messenger RNA from Aspergillus luchuensis, 3030 nucleotides. RefSeq lists its product as uncharacterized. Gene Ontology annotation, biological process: regulation of DNA-templated transcription. NCBI's taxonomy places the organism in Eukaryota, Fungi, Ascomycota, Eurotiomycetes, Eurotiales, Aspergillaceae. The transcript has 2 exons. Bases 1 to 3030 code for a protein of 1009 amino acids. Gene Ontology annotation, molecular function: DNA binding. The record is from RefSeq and is a predicted model, not a curated record. Gene Ontology annotation, cellular component: chromatin; nucleus.